This is a messenger RNA of Zasmidium cellare ATCC 36951, 1764 nucleotides long. RefSeq lists its product as uncharacterized. Gene Ontology annotation, molecular function: ATP binding; protein serine/threonine kinase activity. Gene Ontology annotation, biological process: intracellular signal transduction; protein phosphorylation. The record is from RefSeq and is a predicted model, not a curated record. The transcript has 2 exons. NCBI's taxonomy places the organism in Eukaryota, Fungi, Ascomycota, Dothideomycetes, Mycosphaerellales, Mycosphaerellaceae. Gene Ontology annotation, cellular component: nucleus; cytoplasm. The coding region runs from base 1 to 1764 and encodes 587 amino acids.
AUGGCGGCGCCGGCUUCCCCACCUCCCCCGGCGCCUUCUCUCCCGGACCUGAUCCCUAACAAUCUCGCCGAAUCAUUCUCCACCCACGGCAUCUUCGCAACACUCCGCCCAUACAGUCCACUCGCCAUCGCCAAUUUCAGCAGCGUCGUCGAUGCCAUUGUCGCCCAGCCCGCCAAGUACGCAGCGGUCCGGCAGCGCAUUCGCCUCGACGCCCACCAUCUUCUCCCCAUCGCCGACACCUCUUCCUUUGCCGGCGCCGAAGAAUCAGCUUCCUCGGAUGCCACAGUUCCUAACACUCCGGAGCCCACUCAGCUCGCCUGGCAAGGCGCCUUCGUUUUCUCUUAUCAAGACCCGCCGGUGCAUCCCCAACUGGGCUGGAUCAUCGGCUACGGACCCAAGUUCCCUCAGUACGAAGGCAAACCGAAACCUGACGUACCGCUGACGGUCGGCCCCCAUUUCCAGGAGCUUCGGCUGCACAACACUACAGCCAGGCUCAACAUUGACAAGAAGAGCGCCGUCUGCACCAUCACCCCUGGCCACAAUGAUGGGACACUGAGGCGCGGCGGUAUGAAGGUGCCAUUUGGCACAGGCUUUCUGGACAGACCGCAAGAGAUCAUAUCGUUCGGCGAGCUCGACUAUCGUUUCGAGUAUGUGCCAGCCGACCUCUCACUCCACUCGGCCGCUGUGAAAGCAUACAUCUGCGAUGCCUUGGGCGCGGCCGAUUCUGUGAACGACCUGAUAGCCCAGACCCCAUCACCCAACGACCGCUAUAUUGGAGACUGGCGACUGGUGCAACCUGCGGGCAUGGGCACCGAUGGAGAAGUCGUGGCAGCAAUGCGAUCUAAGGGUGACAUCGUGGCCAUCAAAGAUUACUGGUGCAAAGAGCAAAAAGACGCUUGGAAUGCCCUUUCCAAAAUCGACAACUACCGCAGCCUCCAGGCCAGGGUGAAGUCUUCGUAUGUGCAAAGCCUGGUGGAUGUUCUCGACGAGGAAAAGAUUCGGUCGGCCUUCCACCCACCUCAGCAUGUCUAUGUCUGUCUUCAACCGUUGGUCCUGUAUGAUCUGGACAAGCUGUUCAAAACAUGGGAUAAUGAGCCUUCCAACAAACCCGCCGAGCCCAUACUGCACCAAGUUCUGGCACAGAUCCUCCUUGGCAUUAAGGACCUCCACACUGCCGGCUUCAUCCACGAUGAUAUCAAGCCAAGCAACAUCGGUAUUCUGCGGGUGUUGCCUCCACAUGUUGUGAUCCUCGACCUCGACAAUGCGAAGGACUUCUCAUGGAUCGGUGCUCUUCCUAGUGCUUGCCUACUCACCACGCACGGCAACGGCGGCACGAUUGGAUACUUGGCUCCCGAGAGAGAAGGGCCACAGGACGAGUUGUUCGGCACGGGCGUCGAUGUCUGGAGCGCCGGCUGUGUCGCCAUGGAAAUCUUCCUGCGCAAGCCUCUGCAGGAUUUGAAACGCUUCAACAUCAACCCUUACCGGGAUCUGGCAACAUUCAAGCAUCAUCGCCCUACCUCUGGGCAGUUGCAGACAGAGCGAACCAGACAGGAGGCCUUCGUUUCAGGACUGAGCUCAUCUCCUGGCACCAUCGAGAACCUCAUUGGACAGAUGCUUGCCGUCGAUCCCAACAAUCGAGUCACCGUUGACGCCGCAUUGAAGCAUCCUCUCGUCGCCGCAGGCGUGUUGGCUACGCAGGAGGAAGAGACUCGUGCGAAAGCCCAGCCAGGUGACAAGCGAGCUCGAGAGGAGAAGGACCCUUGA